AUGACUUCCAGGUUCAGCCCUGGGUCGCUGAAACACCGCCUCAGAGAGCUGGGUCGAGGUUCCCAGUGGCCGCAAGCCUUGGCCUUGCUCCUGUCGACCGUCGUCGCCGCGAUGCCUUCGAAAGACGCGGACGAAGUCACCUUCAGUGCUGCCCAGAGUGCCUUAGAGGCAGGGCGGCAGUGGCAGCGUUCCUUGGACCUUUUUGCCUUCAUGCCCGAUGCAAAGAUCUCUCCGGGCUUGAUGAGCUACAGCGCUGCCCUCAGCGCAUGCCAGAAGGGUGCUCAGUGGCAGCAGGCCCUGCAACUGCGACAGGAAUUCCUGAGCUCCAGGAUCCGCAGCGAUGUGAUUCCACACAAUGCAUGCAUCAGCGCUUGCGCGAAGCCUGCGCGGUGGGAUUUGGCGCUGGCUGUGUUCCGAAGCCUCCCAACGAUGCAGCUUGCACCCAGCCUGGUCUCCUACAGCGCGAUGAUCACCUGCUUGGAGAAGGGCUGGCAGUGGCGCAUGGUUGUUGAAUUGCUGGAGGAGCUAGGAAGAUCUGAUCUGAUCAUGAGUGCCGACGUGGUCAUCUUCAGUGCUGCCAUCAGCGCACUUGAGAAAGGCUUGCAGUGGCAGUCGGCUUUGAAGACUUUCGGGAUCAUGGCCAACAAGAGCAUCCUUCCGAAUGCAAUUUGCUACAACGCGACCAUGAGCGCAUGCCAGGCAGGCGAUGCCUGGCAGUCGGCUCUCCACCUCUUUCAGAUGCAGACGUCUAUGGGUUCUGCAGACUUGGUCAGCUACACCAUCGCCCUCCAAGCCUGUGCCAUCAGCAGGCGAUGGCAAGAAGCCGUGCGCCUGCACCAGAGUCUGCCAAAGAUGCAGAUAGCGCCCGACCCGGUGGCCUGCGUUGCGGUGCUUGAGGCCUUGAGCCACCAUGGCCUCGGCUACAAACUCCUGCGGGCUGCCUUCAGCCGACCCGCUGCGCGGCGUCAUCGCCCCUGCAGCUCUUGCAAGGAAAGCCCAGAAAGGUUCAUUGCCGUUCAGUGGUGGCUAGCAGCGGCGUUUCCGCAGCUGGACCAUCAUUCCCUGGACGAGUUCUCAUUCAAUACGACGGUGCGAUGGAACUGUGCAGCUGCAAAACAAGAGCGUCAAAGGUUCAUGCACGCGGAGUGGGACGGACAGAGUCGGUAG
Molecule: messenger RNA, 1167 nt
Organism: Symbiodinium sp. CCMP2456
Lineage: Eukaryota; Dinophyceae; Suessiales; Symbiodiniaceae
Source: the annotation of a GenBank genome assembly